AUGCAGUGGCCUUUUUCGUCGGAGCGACUGUGUUUGCAGAGGGGUGACUUGAAGGCUGAGGUUGGUAGGUUCUUGACUUGCUAUCCGGAAACGGUUCUUCUUUCUGAGGAUAGUACCUAUGGUUUUCAUCUUGAAUCUUGCAUUUCUCACACUGAAUCCAUAUUAAGUUGGAUCCAGUGUCCAAUACUAACAGAUAAGAUUUUUUCCCCAUAUAAACAAGAUGUGGUAGUAAAGAUUGGUAUUGGUACCAUCGACAUCGAGGGUGAUGUCGCUUACAAAUCUUAUCCGUUAGCAUUGGACACUGGAUCCGACUUAAUAUGGAUUCAGUGUGAGGAAUGCAAGAUUCAAGAUGAAAACCAUAGGUGCUAUCCUCAGAAAGAACAACCGUUUACGGAUAGCAAGUCAAGAACCUACCAACCUCUGCCUUCAAGUCACCUCCUUUGCAAAUACAGUCGCUCCAACGAAAAAGGCCACUGCAUAUACACGGUGAAUGGUACGGAGGCGGUGAAAGGGAUUGUCUUCGGAUGCGGUUAUAAGAACUAUGAUGAUGAUGGUAAUGCUGGUGAUGCUUAUCAGAUAGCAGGUACUUUUGGCAUGAGCCCUGGUCCCCGCUCUUUUCUAAGCCAAUAUAAAGCAAAGAAAUUUUCAUUCUGCAUGGUUCCGCGAUAUAUGAAAAACCCUCCAUCAACCUACCUGAGGUUUGGCUCAGAAGUGAAGCCGUUAACAAGGUUCCAGACGGUGGAUCUUCUUAUGACAAGGGCAACUAAAAAUCACUUUGUUCUGCAGCUGGAAGACCUUGGAGUAAACGGCAAGAGGCUUCGGAUUGAUCGGAGGAAGCUUAGAGAUCAGCAGUUAGUUGUUGACUUUGGCUCCACUGAUUCAUUUAUGCUGAAUGGUGCCCAUGAAAAACUUGUGAAUAAAUUAGAUAGCAUUCUAAUUACCCGCAACUGGGGACUUUGA
Messenger RNA from Arachis stenosperma, 960 nucleotides. RefSeq names its product aspartic proteinase nepenthesin-1-like. Lineage: Eukaryota; Viridiplantae; Streptophyta; Magnoliopsida; Fabales; Fabaceae. Gene Ontology annotation, cellular component: extracellular region. The record is from RefSeq and is a predicted model, not a curated record. The transcript is spliced from 3 exons. Bases 1 to 960 code for a protein of 319 amino acids.